Aquila chrysaetos chrysaetos is the source of this 5551-nucleotide messenger RNA. It is a transcript of the gene SLC7A11, whose product is annotated as solute carrier family 7 member 11. Gene Ontology annotation, molecular function: L-amino acid transmembrane transporter activity. Gene Ontology annotation, biological process: amino acid transmembrane transport. Bases 1908 to 3410 code for a protein of 500 amino acids. NCBI's taxonomy places the organism in Eukaryota, Metazoa, Chordata, Aves, Accipitriformes, Accipitridae. The transcript is spliced from 19 exons. Gene Ontology annotation, cellular component: membrane. The record is from RefSeq and is a predicted model, not a curated record.
GAAAACUGCCUCUGUGACAGUGAAGAGAUGUUGUUGGUAACUCUACAACAGGUUGGUGGAACGGAGGAAGGUUAUCUCUUGGCUCACCACAUCCCUCUGAUGGGAGAGAUGCCUGCCACAUCAGUGAACCGGUGUGGAUGGACAGUGGCACCCAAGUAGGCACAGCAGCAUGAAUACCUGGGAUGAGAAGAUGCCUGCGUUUGUCCGUCUACAGAGUGCUCUGAGGAAUUUCUGUUGUGUAGAGUUGAAGUAUGUCUGAAAAGGGCUUAUGCAAAUUCAUGGUGGAGAUGUGUUUCGGCAAAUAAAAUAGCGAUACUUCAGAGGCAACUUUUGUGUCAAGAAAUCUUGGAACUGCAGCUGUAGUCAACUCUUUGUGGCCCGCAGGCGGAUGGUGUUUGUUGGUGAACCCAAUUUGCCAUGCCUCGAAGAACUGCUGUGGUGCUGGCAUUGAGCUGGUAUACGGCAGUUAAUGAGUGAGACUGAUUAAAAAGCAUCCUGGAAAGUGAGACAUCAUAAACAGAGGGAAAGCCCAUUGGGAAUGAGACCCUGAGAAGUCUGGGAGCCUGCUCCACAAAUCCUACUGCCACUAAAAUUCUGACGGCAGGAUGGUGUCAGACUCUAGAAGAUGAAAAUAUCCUUCUGAUGAACAGAAGAAGAACCAAAAAGAUUAUAUUGAGGAGCCCUGAAUGCAAAUAAAUUUCUGUAAUUUCAAAUCAGAAGAGUAUGGAAGCAGAAAAGCCAUGCAGAUAAAGUUAAGUACUGAGCAUAACUCUGAAAAUUGACUGGCAGCUAUCAGCAAAUUGGAGACAGGGAAACUUUCUGAAGUAUUUGCCUUCUAAACUGUUAUCGUUGUCUGCAGUCUUCUUGGAACCAGAUUUCUAUUUGCUGACUGCAUAGCAUUUUGUUGGAAGCUUUUUACUGAAAAUACAAGAAAAAACAUUUGAAUUGCUUUUGGAUUUCUUAUAGGAUUUUGUUUUAUUUUUAAAGCCUCUGAGCUGGAUGGGUAUUUCAUUCCUUCUCAUUUUUUGUUUUUCUUCUAAAUAUCUUCUUUGUUGUCCUGCACAAAGUGGAAUGUAAAAUAAUUAAGCAAGUAAUUUGUGAGUCUCUGACUACAAAAUAACAUUCCCCCUGACAUUGUCAGUAAUUCCAUUUUUAACUAAAGUUUUGACCUGUAGUAGAGACAAUAACAAAUUGUUUUAGUCUUCUCGUAGUUCUAGGUUUGCAUUAUAACUUAAAAACCUGUCCCAAUCUACCGAGAUUUUUGUAUACUUCAUGAUGAUACGAUUCUCACUUAAAUCCCAAUGACACCUUAGUUCUUAAAUUGCUUACAGUUUAUUGUUCCCACCCCCGCUAGUUAAUCUAUUUCUCAACACUACAAAAGGAGCAGAAAAUCCCCAGUCAAAAAUUAUCAAUGCUAGAUUAUCUACAUGAAACAAAUACUUUUAGGUAUUUUGCCCUCCUUUGACAUUUGAAACCAGACUACCGCCUUCCUACAGGGCUGCUUUCCGAGGCUCACAAACAGCUCGGCAUUAUACAGAGAAGACUCAGCUCGGUUUUCUAAACAACUUUUUCAUGCCAUGCCACCCACACAAAAGAGUUUGGGGCUUUCCUCGCCUCUUCAGUCUUGAUAUACUUCCUUUUUUAUUCCCGUGUCUCCAGUCAGUGUGGCAAUCCGUGGCCUGGAGGCUUGGCUUGUGACUCUUUGGAUUUGCUCGAUGCAAUAAGCUGAUAUACAAAUGCCUGGAAGGAUUGUCAAGAGUGGAUUUUUAUGGAAGAACAGGGCUGUUCUGAGUGUUGGACAGGUUAAGCCCUGUGCUUUCAGAGGAGCUCUCUGAAAAGACACUGAGCAUUGUGUGUUGCGGUUGCAUAGUAAUACCAUGGUCCUUGCUCUGUGAUGAAUAAUUCAAAUGAAAGUGGCUGGUGGGCUACAAAUAAUUGGAACAGAUUUUGGGCAAGCUAAUGGCAGGUUGCCCUCUAUGGACAGCGGACAGCCAGCCCAGGAGGGAAAAGUUGUGCUGAAGAAGAAAGUGACGCUCUUGAGGGGCAUAUCCAUCAUAAUUGGCACUAUCAUUGGAGCUGGCAUCUUCAUCUCUCCCAAAGGCAUCCUGAAGAACACGGGCAGCGUGGGCAUGUCCUUGACAGUCUGGACAGCGUGCGGUAUCCUCUCGCUCUUUGGUGCCCUCUGCUAUGCUGAACUAGGAACAUGCAUUAAGAAAUCUGGUGGUCACUACACCUACAUCCUGGAGGCCUUUGGCCCAUUACCUGCUUUUGUGAGAGUCUGGGUUGAAUUACUCAUCAUUCGCCCUGCUGCCACAGCAGUGAUAUCAUUGGCAUUUGGACGUUACAUUUUGGAACCUUUCUUUAUGCAGUGUGAAAUCCCAGAACUUGCGAUUAAACUUAUUACAGCUGUUGGCAUCACGCUGGUGAUGGUCCUGAAUAGCACGAGUGUCAGCUGGAGUGCCCGCAUUCAGAUUUUUCUUACGUUUUGCAAGCUUGUAGCAAUUCUGAUAAUUAUAGUCCCCGGAGUUAUCCAGCUAAUUAAAGGAGAAACACAGCACUUUAAAAAUGCCUUUGCGGGGAAUGAUGCCAGUGUUAUGGGAUUACCACUUGCUUUCUAUUCAGGAAUGUAUGCCUAUUCAGGCUGGUUUUACCUCAAUUUUGUUACUGAAGAAGUGGAAAACCCUGAAAAAAACAUACCCCUCGCAAUAUGCAUUUCAAUGAUUAUCGUCACAGUUGGCUAUGUGUUAACAAACGUGGCUUAUUUCACUACAAUCAGUGCUGGGGAAUUGCUGCUUUCAAAAGCUGUAGCAGUGACCUUUGCGGAACGACUAAUGGGGAACUUUUCUUUAGCUGUACCAGUAUUUGUUGCUCUCUCCUGCUUUGGAUCUAUGAAUGGUGGCAUUUUUGCAGUCUCCAGGAUGUUCUUCGUUGCAUCCCGCGAGGGUCACCUUCCGGAAAUUCUCUCCAUGAUUCAUGUCCGCAAGCACACUCCUCUGCCAGCUGUCAUUGUUUUGCAUCCUCUCACAAUGAUAAUGUUAUUCAACGGGGAUCUCUACAGCCUCCUGAAUUUCCUCAGUUUUGCCAGGUGGCUUUUUAUUGGACUAGUAGUUGCUGGGUUGAUUUAUCUCAGAUAUAAACGUCCUGAUAUGCCUCGUCCUUUCAAGGUGCCUCUAUUUAUUCCAGCGUUGUUUUCCUUCACCUGCCUCUUCAUGGUUGCACUGUCACUUUACUCUGAUCCAGUGAAUACAGGGAUUGGAUUUGCAAUAACCCUGACUGGAGUUCCUGCUUACUACCUCUUUAUUGUAUGGGACAAGAAGCCAAAGUGGUUCAGAAAGCUUCUAGACAGGGUAACCGUAACGUUGCAAAUCCUCUUGGAAGUUGUCCCAUCAGAGGAAGACCAGAAAUCAUGAUCUUCGUGUACAGCUUUUGGCUUGGUGUUUCAUUUCAACCUGAGGAAGAGGGUAGGGACAUUUCUCCCUCUACCUAACAUUCUGCAAACUGGAGGAACAAGUCACAGCUGAGAUGAAUACCAAGCAAGUCAGUUACCAGAACUGUAUUUUAUGAUGUUGCAAUUUUUUUUUUUAAUGUGGUUCGUUUAUAUGUAGAAAGCAAGAACUCAUGCUAUGAGGGAACUCAUCUCUUCACUAUUUCUUUUGUUACAGUGUCAUAUUUUAACAAACCGUAGGUUCGUUAAACUAGGAUUUUGGUUGCAUUGUCACUGAAAAUAGGUUUAAGCAAUGUGUAAGUAAUAGUCAGGUGUACUGUGAAGAAUGUAUCCUGCUUGCUGUCCCUGAAGAACGCAACUCUCACCAGAAAGGGCGAGAUAAAGCUCUGCUGAGUUUCACUUACUAAUGUUUUUCCCGUCACUCCAUUUGGCAGCCCGAUGUGACUUCUUUUGCCUCACUGGGAGCACCAGCACACUGAUGCAGAAGCACAGCAGUUUCUUCAUUCCAGACUUUUUAUACUAUAGCUGAUGGGAGCAUCUUCUGAGAAUUAAUAUUUCUGCCAGUGGGGUAGGAAGAUUUUAGCCUGGGGACAGUAAUUUCAUACCUGUUAAAGUUUCUACCAGUCUGGAAAUGAUUGCUGUUUUUACCAAUGUUUCUUUGUCUACAUAUGUAUAGGAAAUACAGCAACUGAGUAAUCAUCUUCAAAUGAGUCAAAACAUUUGAAUGCGACCUCCGUUGCUGUAUUAAUAUUUUCUCUAUGGAAGCAUAUGGACCUGCAGCUAUCAGUCAGGGAAACCUGAUUUUAAAGUUUUAUAUCAUUGUUGGUGGGCAGAAAUGAGUAAUAGUCACUGGUGGGAAGACUGUAUAGACAUGGCAAUAAAUACAAUACCUUUUUUUGAAUAAGGUAUAAGGCAAGCUACAACAGAUUUCUUGAAUGGAGUAGGGUAUGCGCCUAAUCUGUGGGCUUUUCAUUCAAGCAUACUCCAAUUAACUGGGCCUUGAGACACCAAGGAAGAGGUGCUCUGCCAAUGUCAUCAUCUUCAUGGUUGUAUCUCAGCAGAAACAGAGAAAGGCCAUCAAAACUGAUAAAAUCAAAUGCAAUUCAUCUUCAGAAUGAUGUUUGAGCUGAGAUUUGGCUCAAAUAUGAGCUGAAGUUUUGCCCUUUUUUUAAGAUAGUUGUAGAUAAAGAAAUUUUCUAAUGCUUAGAAAUUCAGUUUUAUAUUGUUAGUUGAAGACUACUCAACCUUAAGAUUAAGGUUUGUUAUCACUCUGUUAAGAAUAUAAUGCUUAAAUAUUGAAUGCACUACUUUUUGAGCUGUUUGCUAUCAGCAAGUCAUAUGUUUCAUGAAAACUUUUAUGGAACUAAGCAACAUUAAACUUCCUAAAUUGGGAGAAAAGCACAACUAGUAGCCAGACCACUACAGUAAAGGGAGACUGUGUGUUGUAUAUGUGUUGUAUAUAUCCAGAACAUCUGCCAUUUUAAGGGUGUACAGUAAAAUGUCUUAAAUUUAUAUGUGUUUUUCUUUCUUGUAUUUCUAUGGUGGAAUUUCAUAGAAGUAGGGAAAUGGGAGUAACUGAUUAUGUAGAAGAGCAGUAAUUUAAGACACAGAAAACAUUUUGCAAACAAUUUUUUCUUUAAAUGUUUUCUCUUUACAUUAACUUAAAGUAUUAUUUGAAACUCUUUUAGGCAAACAUUUUGAGAGAGAUUUUUAUGUUGACAGUGCAUGUGUUUAAUUACUAUUUACAUUUGGGUCAGAAUUCUACUUUUGGGGCCAUCUCCUGCCAUCCCAGGUCACCAGGUUUGGCCUGUGUCAUCAUGGAGCAUCUUCAGAGUACACAAACUGCAUUUCUCUCUGAUAAAAAUAAACUUCCUGAUGCCCUCCAGGAGAGCACCUAACAUACUCCUCCACUAAUGGAUGCUGAGUGCGUGGGAUCCCACCAGAGCUAGUCCAAAGCAAAACCUCCUGAACAUUGAUAGUGUGGAUGCCAGGUUUUCAGCACCAACUGUUUCAUUCCAUGUAUUCACUCCUAUUGUGCCACAUUACUUGAAAGUUUGAAUGUGGGCAGUGUUAACUUGUACAAAUAAAUGGGCUCUGUAAAUAUCA